GUUCGCAGUGGUCGUCGGUCAUGUUUACUGUUGUUUUUCGUUGCUGACCGAAAAGUCGCGUCGGCCGAUGACUUAUUCGUUGAUUCGCCGUCCGCUGAUCGACAGCGCGUAGCUAUGUGUUCCCCGGCGACGCCGACGCCAGCCCCGGCGAACCGACACAAAAGGCGACCCGCCGUCUGGGCGAUUCGAUGAGCGUUGUGACGAACAAAGGCGACCCGACGACGAGCAGGACUUAAUGAAAGGAGCGUACUAAUCAGCGUAUCACUACAGUUCGUCUAGAAGGGAAAGCCCAGACGGGCGCCGUCAAAAUUCUAUUUCUUCCCCACGUCCUGCGAUGCGUCUACGGACCCUUUCCAGGCAGAGGGGUGUGCCAAAUUAAGCGAGAAGCCCGGAAACCGCCAGUCCGACGAAGCUGCUCGACGGAGAAGUCGUCGGGCAUGUCACGUCUCGACGUUAGGCCUACUGCCACCAGACGCGCUGACUACUUGGACGGCAGUGUGUUCUCUGUUCCCGGAUUACCAUGGUUUUUCCUAGAGCCCUCGGCCCGUACCAGCUGCUGAUGUUCUGAAGCGUCGAAAUUCUGUCCCUCGAACAUCGGUCAACCAUGGGAAAUUGCCUCAAAUCGAUGUCGUCGGAUGACAUCUCCCUUCUGAGGGAUAAUCAAGGCACAAGAGACUCGUCAGCUGAUCAGCUCGGACCCCCGCCGCCUUACCAGGAGACGGUGUCCAUGCCGGUGUACUACCCAUCGCCCAACGUAAGCCGUCCAGCCUGCCAGCUGACUGAGGAAGAGCAGGUGGUGAUUGCCCAGCGAAUGGGCCUCAUUCAGCACCUUCCCACGGGCCUCUAUGAUGGCAGCAAGAAAAACAGAGAGUGCGUGAUAUGCAUGGGAGAGUUUGCAAUGGGCGAUGCAGUCCGGUUCCUGCCCUGUAUGCACAUCUACCACACAGACUGCAUCGAUGACUGGCUGAUGCGCUCCUUCACAUGUCCCUCGUGCAUGGAACCGGUGGACGCGGCACUGUUGACCACCUACCAGACCAACUGAGGGCUGCCCCCGCAACACAUUGCGCAUGCGCACUCGUUGGUCUGUGUUGACGUGGGGCGUAUUCAACUACCAGGCAUCACCUCUGAACUGUCCGCCGCUGCUGCUACCACUGCAGGGUGCUCCGCAGCUCCACAUUGAGUGAGCAAAAUUUGCGAUCGCCAACGUGUGGGAACUCCUCGCCUCUGUUACAGGCAGAGUGGGAAACCGGAAGUUUCUCCGACACGUCUGCCGCUUUCGCCAGCGAUGGUUUCGCAGGCGCAUGAGAAGAAAAGAGGGAGUGGCGCUGUCAAAGUCUUGGGCUACGUGACGGCACCGACUUGCCAAUGUCAACCUCACAGGUUUGGCAAAGCCUCCCGUCAUCAUUAAAAUUGUCCGGCCGGAAAAGUGCACCAUUACAAGCUUUUGGCUUGAGGACUUCUUAGUGCUGGCUUUUCUAGGCUUUCCUUUCCCAAGCCUGGGUGUGGAUAUGUAAAUAGAAAGUGUAUUAGUAGUGGUUAGUUAUGAUGCUUGAAGGGUUAAUGGAAGGCUCUCUUCUUCCUGUACCUUCCUUAGUGCCCAUUGCUUCGACAUGACCUUGCAUUGGAGCGUUGAUUGAAAAGCUUUCUUCUUUUAUAUAUAGUUUAAUUAUUGAAAGUUUGCUUUUGUUUAUUUCUAUCGUUCCUCUGUUUGGUUAGUUGUUUGUCGAAAAAGUCAAGCACUGCGCGAGAGCAGUGGUGAUAACAUGGGCAAAAAAGACUCCUGUGUCUGGAUUGAUAGUCCUUUGAGUGAGCCUAGUUUUCAUCUGUUUGUGAUAAGUUGGCGUUUGUGCCUGCGUCGUAAGCUGCGGGCACAACCGCUUUGGGGCAAGUCGUGAAGAAAAAUUGGUGCCGACUUCGUGCUUUUCCGAACGAACGCUUUGUGAUCUGUCAGCCGGAUUGGCCUGCUUUGAGGGUGUCAAGCAAAAAGCGGCUUCGGUAUGAUGCACAGGCAGUCCCUCCUGUUUGUGCUUGAAGCGAAGUAUUGAUCUGUGGGUGUCUCUUCUGUCUUGUCAUUGGUCUGUUAUUUUCCCUCUUUGUUGAAGGUCUCAAUUUUUUUUGCAAAAUCUUACUUGUUUAAUGCUAAUGUGAAAACAGAGCAAAUGUUAUGAACAAUGCUUUUUUUUUAUGGUUGGAUAAUGGAAUGUUUGUGCGUGUUUGUGUUUGAGACGACGGAAGCAAAGAGCAAAAGGAAGUUUUGCGGUGUUUGUGACAGUACGAAGCCCAAAGUCAUGUUGCACGCUACAGCGUGAUAGCGGUACUCACCGCAUACCAUUGUCUUUGUUAUGAUGUAAGGAUCAGUGCUAUGCCGAGAUCUGCUGCAAGUAAAGUAGCGGGACGCCAUACUGGCACGAGUGCGAAAUUGGCUCGAGGAACGGCAGCGUCGAUCCUAAGGAAGCAGAUAGGCAGGCAGUUGUUAAUGCGUAUUUGACCUCUUCAGGACUGUUCUGCAGUAGGUGUCCGUCGAUAUUUAAUAUAAAAACAAAAACGUUACGAGGAGUCGUUUACACUUCUUGCUUGUUUGUGCCAGGCCUCUUGUAGCAUAUCACUGUUCAUUUGCGAAUGGCCCUUGUGGCUUCAAGCACCGUAUGACAUCAUCAGUUUACUUGUUGAGCAGCACAUUCUCGAACUAGGUAUCCUGAAGAUGGGACAUGUGCUGCCUCUGAGACACGUCUUGGCACGCAAACUAAACUGUGCAUUGGUCGGGGCAGUGAUCGCCAUACAGAACCAAAACACACUGCUCUCAUUGUCUGCAAACGAUGUUGACAAGUGCAAGUUGUUACAACUAGCGGGCUUGUCGGCUUCAAGUAGUAUUUUGCAUGCUGAUGAAUCCCUCUCAAAAUGGGACAUUUUUAAUUGCUUCUUUUUGAUCAUCAUGUUACUUUGGUGGACAAGGUGUUUCUAGUGGCCGAUAGUUAUAUAAUGAUUCAAUGCCCUGCAAUAUAGUACCAUUACGCCACUUGGGCACAGACAAACAAGAUUUGUAAAAAUGUUUUUUUUUUCUUGCAGCGAGAUUAUGUGUUGGGCGCAUUUGACAUAAAAACACAGAGAGAUAGCGAGGGGCUCAUGCAGCGUACUGCAGCAUUAUAACUACUGUGCUUCAGUUCGAUGAUAAAAACUGGCACAUCCUGUUUCUUACUUAGUUUAUGAUUUGUUACGAGGUCGUAAUACGUUGACCGCGAGUGUCACGAUUAGAUUAGAGUAACGCUGCCAAAUCCGCCUGUACGUAAUUACAGCAGAUUGCUUCGGAAUAGCAGUGGUUUGCACAUUUGCGUAGCUUUUGAAACCUUUACAGUACCAGGGUUUUUCUCCACACAUCGAUUGCCGCAUGGUCACAGGUCCACUCUUAGCCAGCCAGUUUUAGCUUCCCCCAAAUGGGCAAGUAGGUUGAAGGCAGCUUGGAACAUCUAUAAAAUAACUCUUCCAUAAAGAGCCCUCUUUGUUUCACGGCCAUUUUAAGACUUAUUUUUCUUCCGCCUCUUAAGGAGGCGGGCAGUUGUUUCACUGUCUGUGACAGAAUGCCAGCCCACUAUAGAAGUUUGCCGAUGAACAAUGGGCGUUGCACCAAGUAUUUCCAAUACUUUCUCAUCACCCCCCUAAUAUUGUUGUGUUGUUUUUACAGACAAAGUUGUCCAUUGUUGGCACACAUUUCAUUUCAUUUUUUUUUUAAAUCUCUGGACGCAGUAGUGUAAGAAAUGCACCUGUACUUACUGAUAGCCAAAUUUUCUCCUUCACACUUUCUCGUUCGUUUGCAAGAUGUUUCAUAGACAGUUUUCCAUCCGCUUUUGUGUUGUUUGAGCCUGUUUUUUUGUUUUGGUUUGUUUUGGGGAGGUUGGGAAACACCGCAGUUCUGUGUUGAAAAAUUUGAUUGAUUUAUGGCGUCUCAAGGAAGGCUUCAGUGGUUGGUCCGGUGUACUUACCACGCUGAAUGGUCGUGCUAGUUUUAAAUUGGGAAGUUCCACUGGUUAUUGUUUUUUCAUUUUGUGCACACCUUGUUUAAAGCCUGUGUAACAUUGGAAUGCAGCUUUUCACCUUUUAUUCUCGGCUGUGUUGAGAAAACAAACAAAAAAGCAGCAGAGAGCCUUUCAUUGUGCAAAGUAAAAAAAAAUAUCUUGGCCUAGUCAUUAGCAGUGAUGGAACUUUCUUGUGACGUUUUCAUUCCUUCUUGGGACAAUGUAAAUAAAAAUAAAAUGUGCUUGACUGGUGUUGUCAUUCAAGUGUUUCGAUGACCUGCUACAAUAAAGCUGUGUAUCUAUUUCGUUUCAUUCAAA
This is a messenger RNA of Rhipicephalus microplus (southern cattle tick), 4328 nucleotides long. RefSeq names its product Ring finger protein 11 (gene Rnf11). NCBI's taxonomy places the organism in Eukaryota, Metazoa, Arthropoda, Arachnida, Ixodida, Ixodidae. Gene Ontology annotation, biological process: ubiquitin-dependent protein catabolic process. The record is from RefSeq and is a predicted model, not a curated record. Gene Ontology annotation, molecular function: ubiquitin protein ligase activity. Gene Ontology annotation, cellular component: ubiquitin ligase complex.